This is a messenger RNA of Odobenus rosmarus divergens (Pacific walrus), 1377 nucleotides long. It is a transcript of the gene PTGES2, whose product is annotated as prostaglandin E synthase 2. Gene Ontology annotation, cellular component: mitochondrion. Bases 162 to 1280 code for a protein of 372 amino acids. The transcript has 7 exons. Gene Ontology annotation, molecular function: prostaglandin-E synthase activity. Lineage: Eukaryota; Metazoa; Chordata; Mammalia; Carnivora; Odobenidae. The record is from RefSeq and is a predicted model, not a curated record.
GGGACGCACGCCUAGUCCCUCCAGGGCUGUUCCUUUCACCCCUCGGCGUCACUGUCACCCCUAGCAACCCUCGGGAGGUGGAGACCCUCCCCUUUAAGGGGAGCCUGAUUCCCCGGCCGUCUUCGUUUCGCGCGCCCGCCCGCGGUGCCGGCGGAGCGAACAUGGCCCAGGCUGCGCGGGCGCUGUGGCCGGUCGGGCACGCUCUGGCCUGGAGGCCGGGCGGUCGCUUCCCCUCGGGACUCUCCGCGCAGCGUCGGGCCGGCUUCGCGGGAGCGGCGGGGGGCCCGGGCCCCGCGGCCACCGCCCGCAAGGGGAGCCCGCGGCUGCUGGGGGCGGCGGCGCUGGCCCUGGGGGGCGUCCUGGGGCUGUACCACACCGCGCGGUGGCACCUGCGCUCCCAGGACCUCCGCGCCCAGCGCUCUGCCGCGCAGCUCUCCCUGUCCAGCCGCCUGCAGCUGACCCUCUACCAGUACAAAACGUGUCCCUUCUGCAGCAAGGUCCGCGCCUUCCUCGACUUCCACGCCCUGCCCUACCAGGUGGUAGAAGUGAACCCUGUGCGCAGGGCCGAGAUCAAGUUCUCCUCCUACAGGAAGGUGCCCAUCCUGCUGGCCCAGGAAGGAGAGAGCUUGCAACAACUGAACGAUUCCUCUGUCAUCAUCAGCGCCCUCAAGACCUACCUGGUGUCCGGGCAGCCCCUGGAACACAUCAUCACCUACUAUCCACCCAUGAAGGCUGUGAAUGACCAGGGGAAGGAGGUGACCGAAUUCUGCAACAAGUACUGGCUCAUGCUGGAUGAGAAGGAGGCCCAGCACAUGUAUGGUGGGAAGGAGGCCAGGGCGGAGGAGAUGAAGUGGCGGCAGUGGGCGGAUGACUGGUUGGUGCACCUGAUCUCCCCCAACGUGUACCGCACUCCUGCCGAGGCCCUGGCCUCCUUUGACUACAUCGUCAGGGAGGGCAAGUUCGGGGCAUUGGAGGGUGCCGUGGCCAAGUACAUGGGUGCAGCGGCCAUGUACGUCAUCAGCAAGCGGCUCAAGAGCAGGCACCACCUCCAGGAUGACGUCCGUGAGGACCUCUAUGAGGCUGCUGACAAGUGGGUGGCGGCCGUGGGCAAAGACCGGCCCUUCAUGGGGGGUGAGAAGCCGAACCUGGCUGAUCUGGCAGUGUAUGGCGUGCUGCGCGUGAUGGAGGGCCUGGAGGCUUUCGAUGACCUGAUGCGUCACACCCGCAUCCAGCCCUGGUACCUGCGGAUGGAGAAAGCCAUCGCUGAGGCCCCCCAGUGACCUGAGUGUCCCGGGAGGGGUGGAAGACAGCAGAAGACGCCGGCUUCCGGGGACCAGGACCGCUGGGUCAGCACUUGAUGCUGUGCAGUGGGGGACG